This is a messenger RNA of Mandrillus leucophaeus (drill), 1880 nucleotides long. RefSeq lists its product as uncharacterized. The transcript has 2 exons. NCBI's taxonomy places the organism in Eukaryota, Metazoa, Chordata, Mammalia, Primates, Cercopithecidae. Bases 223 to 588 code for a protein of 121 amino acids. The record is from RefSeq and is a predicted model, not a curated record.
CCCCACCUUACCCCCCUACGCGCUCCCUUCCCAAGGCGACCACCUGCACCGCCCCACUUACCAUCUGCCCCGCGGGGAGGGCCCCCCCGGGCUAGCGGAGCCCUCCCUGCUCCCGGGCGGCUUUGGAGGAGCUCGGUGUUUGCCUCCAGCCCUUCGCUACCGGAGGAUCAGGUUCCUCCCCUCCUCCCCCUCCAGCUCCGGCCGCCGCCGCCUCCUUCUUGCAUGACACAGCAGAACCGCAGCUGCUGCAGCAAUUCCAAGCCAUCCGCCCAGGAAGCGCCGCAACCGGGACUCGGGAGGGGUGGAGGGGGCGAGGCAGGGGCCACGGUCCCGGGGGAUCCUCGGCCCCACUGUGCACCACACACUCCUUUCCCAGCCCAGGGGCACGCGAACAAAAUGAGGCUCAAGCUGACCAGGCCGAGCUGGAGGAACGCUGGGGCUUGGCAGCAGAAGGGAUGGGACCAGAGCGAAGGGUGUGGAGGAGACCCCAGUGAGGGCCGGGACAUUUCAGGUAAAGAGAGGUCAUAUCUCCGUACCUCACUUCCUGACACAAACAAGUUUUCACUGUUGUCAGCAACAAAGCCCUAAUAUAGCUGCGGAAGAGAAAAACUGCAUUGCAUUUUGCCUCCUGCAAGCAUCAUCAACAGUUACUGGAGGAAUGUAAUUCCAGAAAGCUUGAAAGCCGUGGUGAUGGUAAUUAUGUAUCAAAUGCCUGGUUCUAUUUCUGUUAUUAUUGUUUUGUCAUUUCUGUUCUCCCAGCGAUCUGACUGAACUUGCAGAGGGACAAAUCCGGUUUUUCUUUUUGACUUUUGUCAAACUGAAUCAGGCCUGAUAGAAAACUCAUUGCUCUCCGAGGAAACAAAGUAGGAGCCAUGAAAUGUCAUUUUAACAGAGCGUGGGUUUGGUGACUGUAGGAAAGGAUUUGAGGACGCUCCUUCUGUUCGGCUUCCUAUGUCAUGAGCACAGACUCCACGCACGCACAGACACCACGGCUCCCGGAUGCUGUGGCUCCCCGAUCUGGGCUCUUGCAGCGCCAGAAGCCCCUCCGGGAUGCUGCGAGGGGCUCCCGGUGGGUGGAGGUACGGACGCCGCUGCGGCCGCCGCCGCCAGUCCUGCUGCUGUUGUUGCUGCUGCAGUCACGUGGGAGCCCCUUUAAGUUUCCAUAGAGAGGCCUCUCUGGUGUCACAUGAUGGACAUGAUAUAAUGAAACAACAUUGUGGAGAGGAAAGCAUUAGGGGAGCCCACGGCUACAAAAACAAGUGAGUGAGAAGAGGUGGGAGGAAGAGAAACUACGCCACCUCCCCUGCAGCCGAGCGCACGCAGCAGCCUGGCGUGACAAGUGGGCGACGCCGGGGGGCAGGGAGCCGGGGUCCUCGGCCCUGGCCGGGGACCCCACCGCCCACCGCGCGGAGAACAACUUUUAGCCGGCAGCCCAGGCCAGCGCGGCACCUGUCUCCUGAGUCUCCACCGCUCCUCCCCAUCCAUCCCAGGGAAAUUCUCAAGAAUACUCUCUACAAAUCUACGUGCGCAUCGUUUUCCCCUCUCGUCGCGCCCGGGAGGAAGGAACGAGGCAAGGAGCUAAGCAGCGUGCGUUCAGCCCUGGGGUAAGUUCGUCGGGUGGGGAAGCCAGUCCCGCAGGACUUUGGGAUGGGAAUUUUGCUCUCCUUUGCGAUCUCAGGGCGUGAAAAAGGCGUCCCCUCCGCUCCUGGCGGGGCUGAUCGGCUGGCUAGUCAGUUUCCCCUUAGCACGCCCCGUGCGCCCACCCUCGCUCGGCCCGGGGCCCCCUCGCCGCCCCCCGGAAAGGGUCUGCGGUUCCUGGCCAGGACCUUCGGAAGGCGAGCGGGGGAAGGUAGGGCUGUCGCGGGAACCCGGCUUGUGGG